AUGCACCUGUCAAUGCGCGGACUGGCCAUCGCCGGGCUCCUCGCCCAGGCGUCAGCCUCCCCUCAAUCUCUUCUACAGGCCGCCGCGCCGCAGUAUAUCAACCAGCCCGAGAGGGCGGCAGCCGUCAAGGAAGCCUUCCAGCGCUCGUGGGACGGGUACCGCAAGUUCGCCUUCCCCAAUGACACGCUCAAGCCGGUGUCGAACACGGCCGAGAAUGACCGGAAUGGUUGGGGUGCGAGUGCUGUGGACGCCUUGAGUACUGCCAUUCUUAUGGAGAACAAGGACGUUGUGGGACAGAUUCUAGACUUUAUACCGACCAUCAACUUCAACGUGACGGAUAGCGAGGUCUCUCUGUUUGAGACGACUAUCCGAUAUCUUGGCGGCAUGUUGGCAGGACAUGACUUGCUGAAAGGACCACUCAAAGAUGUCGCCAGUAAUCAGACCGGCGUAGACAAUCUUCUCGUGCAGUCGAAGAAACUUGCAGACAAUCUCAAAGUCGCGUUCGAUACAGCAACCGGCAUCCCCGAUAACACGCUCAUCUACGAUCCCAAGCCGCGCAAGAAGGGCUCCGACACGAACGGCAUUGCGACCAUUGGGACCUUGGUGCUGGAGUGGACUCGCCUGAGCGACCUAACGGGGGACAAGCAAUACGCGGAUCUGUCACAGAAGGGCGAGAAUUUCCUCCUAAAGCCCAACGAGGAGGUGUUCCCCGGCCUGUUGGGUACGGACGUCUUCAUCUCGAACGGGACAUUUGCGGAUCGGUCCGGUGGCUGGAACGGAGGCACCGACAGUUUCUACGAAUACCUCAUCAAGAUGUGGGUGUACGACCAGAACCGAUUUUCGCUCUACAAGGAGCGCUGGAUCGCUGCGGCCGAUUCAUCGAUCAAGUUCUUGGCGUCGAGCCCGACUACUCGGCCUGAUUUGACGUUCUUGGCGGCGUACAACAACGCGAACCUGAGAUUCGUCAGCAGCCAUCUUGCGUGCUUCGAUGGUGGCAACUUUAUUCUCGGUGGUCUUGUUCUCAAGGAGCAAAAAUACGUCGACUUUGGCAUCAAGCUGACCGAGGGCUGCCGCGAGACGUACAAACAGACGGCGACUGGAAUCGGGCCAGAAAUCUUCCGCUGGCAAGACGACAGGCCGCCGGUGAACAAGACACUCAACCCGGACCCGCCCGCCAACCAGACAGAGUUCUACCAAAAGGCAGGCUUUUGGAUCAGAGAGGACGGCGCGGGUUACGUUCUCCGACCCGAGGUCAUUGAGAGCUACUACUACGCCUACCGCGCCACCGGCGACAGCAAGUACCAGGACUGGGCGUGGGACGCUUUCCUGGCGAUCAAUAAGACGUGCAGCGCGGGAAGCGGCUUCUCGUCCAUCACCAACGUCCAGGAUCCGAAGGGAGGGUCAUUCGACGACUUCCAGGAAAGUUUCUGGUUCGCCGAGGUUCUCAAGUACAGCUACCUGAUCCAGGCCACGGAUGCCAAGGUCCAAGUUGAAGUAGCGGACAACAAGUUUGUUUUCAACACCGAGGCGCAUCCGUUCCAGAUCGCUUAG
Colletotrichum costaricense is the source of this 1551-nucleotide messenger RNA. RefSeq names its product glycosyl hydrolase family 47. Gene Ontology annotation, molecular function: calcium ion binding; mannosyl-oligosaccharide 1,2-alpha-mannosidase activity. The transcript is spliced from 4 exons. NCBI's taxonomy places the organism in Eukaryota, Fungi, Ascomycota, Sordariomycetes, Glomerellales, Glomerellaceae. Gene Ontology annotation, cellular component: endoplasmic reticulum; membrane. The record is from RefSeq and is a predicted model, not a curated record. Bases 1 to 1551 code for a protein of 516 amino acids. Gene Ontology annotation, biological process: carbohydrate metabolic process; mannose trimming involved in glycoprotein ERAD pathway.